AUGAGCGUGCGCAAGGCACACAAUGCGGGUCGGAAUCAUUUGAGGAACGUGGUGGAAUACUAUCAACAGAUUGGACAGGAAAAGGCACAAUCCGUCAUUGACUCGAUCACGUCUUCAUAUGCCGCCGAGGGCCAAGCUGUCCCCAACCCUGCAAUGGUUCCUCCAGGCGCCUUUCCCCCUCCAUUCGGAUUCCCUGGUCGCCCCGGCCAACUCCCACCUCCACCAUUCGGCAUCCCUCCCCCCGGAGCUCCCAAUGGAGCCCCAGGCAUGCCCAUUCGUACGUCCACACCCUCCAUCAUCCCAGUUCUACACUCCCACUCUAAUACUGACACCCCCAACAGCACCACCCGGCGGUAG
Messenger RNA from Aspergillus thermomutatus, 357 nucleotides. Its product is annotated as putative U1 snRNP complex component Yhc1. Gene Ontology annotation, biological process: mRNA splicing, via spliceosome; mRNA 5'-splice site recognition; spliceosomal snRNP assembly. The record is from RefSeq and is a predicted model, not a curated record. Bases 1 to 357 code for a protein of 118 amino acids. Gene Ontology annotation, cellular component: U1 snRNP. The transcript has 3 exons. Gene Ontology annotation, molecular function: zinc ion binding; pre-mRNA 5'-splice site binding. NCBI's taxonomy places the organism in Eukaryota, Fungi, Ascomycota, Eurotiomycetes, Eurotiales, Aspergillaceae.